Lagopus leucura (white-tailed ptarmigan) is the source of this 2757-nucleotide messenger RNA. Its product is annotated as 3'-5' RNA helicase YTHDC2-like. The transcript is spliced from 19 exons. The record is from RefSeq and is a predicted model, not a curated record. The coding region runs from base 132 to 2684 and encodes 850 amino acids. Gene Ontology annotation, molecular function: protein binding; RNA binding; ATP binding. Lineage: Eukaryota; Metazoa; Chordata; Aves; Galliformes; Phasianidae. Gene Ontology annotation, cellular component: intracellular anatomical structure.
CGACUCCGGCGCGCAGGCGCUGGUUUAGCCGUUGCCGGCGGCUCGGAUGCGUGUUAUUUUGUGGUCGUCGCCGGCGUUUGCGUCGUGUCAGUUCCCACUGACUGCCUGGGUCUCUCUCUCCGCAGCGAGCCAUGUCCUCUCCCAGGAGCGCCUCCCCGCAGCAGCACGACGGGGCCGCAGGGUACGCCUCUGCCUUCGCGUCUGCACGCUCGGCCGCUUCCUCCUCCGCGUCGGGCCGCGGCAAGACGUUGGCGGAUGCCCGCGUCUCCGAGGAAUUGGAGAUCGCGUUGGACCUGGCGCUGGAACGGUUUUUGUACAGCGAUGAUCAAGAGAUGGCGUUUCCUUCGUCUUUUACUUCUACCGAAAGAGCCUAUGUUCACCGGUUGUGCCAGUCUCUUGGUUUGAUAUCUAAAAGUAAGGGAAAAGGAUCGAGUCGAUAUCUAACUGUCAGGAAAAAGAGUGGAUCGCAAGUAGCUCAUGCAGAAAUGACUUGUUGUUUGACUCCCAGAACGAAACAGGCUGUUCACAGUUUAAUUCAAAGAUUUCCUCUCACAAAGAAAGAACGAAUAGAACUUCUGCCAAAGAAGCAGCGAGGAAAUGCAUUUGCUGUUGAAACUGAAAACAAAGAAGUUGGGAAGACGAGCGGAAGGCUUAGCAGUGGUAUUCCUCAAGUCCCGCUGAAAAGAGGGGAGUCGGAAUAUGACUCCUUUAGGCAGUCAUUGCCAGUUUUUGACAAGAAGGAGGAAAUUGUCAAAAUAAUAAAGGAAAAUAAAGUUGUUCUCAUUGUAGGAGAGACUGGAUCAGGAAAAACCACUCAAAUUCCUCAGUUCCUUCUUGAUGACUGCUACGAAAAUGGAAUUCCCUGUCGUAUGUUUUGCACUCAGCCAAGACGUUUGGCAGUUAUUGCUGUGGCUGAAAGAGUGGCAGCAGAAAGAAGGGAAAAGGUUGGCCAGACAGUUGGCUAUCAGAUCCGAUUAGAAAGCAGGGUUUCUCCAAGGACACUGUUAACGUUUUGCACAAAUGGCAUACUGCUUCGCACGCUGAUGGCAGGAGACAGUGCUCUAUCAACAGUAACACAUGUUAUUGUGGAUGAAGUAUACGAGAGGGAUAGAUUCAGUGAUUUCUUGUUAAUAAAACUGCGAGAUAUAUUGCAAAACCAGACUAAUUUAAAAUUAAUCAUUUCUAGUGCUGCUCUAGAUGCAAAUCUCUUUAUUGAGUAUUUUGGAAGUUGCCCAGUAAUACAGAUCCAAGGAAGACCAUUUGAAGUUAAAGAGAUGUUUUUGGAGGACAUUUUACGAAGCACUGGGUACACAAACAAAGAGAUGAUAAAAUACAGAAAGGAGAAGCAGCGAGAAGAAAAGCAGCAAAGCACUCUCACUGAGUGGUGUUCUGCUCAAGAAAGUAAUAGCAACCCAGAAUCACGGAGCAGAAGAUCUGUUGCAAGUGUAUCUGAAGAGUAUAAUCUGCUGGACAGCAGUGGUGACACAGUUUUUAAUGCUCUGGUUGAGAGAGAUGCAAGUUGUCUUGAACCAUGGCUAAUAAAAGAAAUGGAUUCUUGUCUUUCUGACAUCUGGUUACAUAAAGAUGUUGAUUCCUUUGCUCAGGUGUUCCAUUUCAUCUUAACUGAAAACAUCAGUGUUGAUUAUAGGCACAGUGAAACCAGUGCAACUGCACUAAUGAUAGCUGCAGGGAGAGGCUUUCUAAGUCAAGUAGAGCAGUUGAUCAGUAUGGGAGCAAGUGUCCACUGCAAAUCAUCCAAUGGCUGGAUGGCUUUAGAUUGGGCUAAGCACUUUGGACAAACAGAGGUGGUUGACCUGUUGGAAUCUUACAGUGCUUCAAUGGAAUUUGGAAAUCUGGAUGAAAGUUCUCUGGUCCAAGCAAAUGGUGAUGACCUUGGAACAGAGGACAGAGAGUUGUUGAAAGCUUAUCAUCACAGUUUUAAUGACGAGAAGGUGGAUUUCGACCUGAUCAUGCACUUACUUUACAACAUCUGCAAUAGUUCUGAUGGGGGAGCAGUUUUAAUAUUUCUUCCUGGAUACGAUGAGAUAGUUAGCUUGAGAGACCGAAUUAUUUUUGAUGACAAGAGAUUUGUUGAUAAUGCGCACAGAUACCAAGUAUUCACACUUCAUUCAAAUAUGCAAACUUUGGAUCAGAAGAAUGUGCUUAAAACUCCGCCUUCUGGCAUCCGCAAAAUAAUUCUUUCUACUAAUGUUGCAGAAACCAGUAUCACAGUCAGUGAUGUUGUAUUUGUUAUUGAUUCGGGAAAGAUGAAGGAGAAGUCUUUUGAUGCUCUGAGUUGUGUUACAAUGUUAAGAACUGUGUGGAUUUCAAAAGCCAGUGCUAUCCAGAGAAGAGGGAGAGCUGGGCGCUGUCGGCCUGGAGUCUGCUUCCAUCUCUUCAGCAAGCUCCGAUUUCAGAAUAUGUUGGAAUUUCAGACUCCGGAACUUCAAAGAAUGCCGCUUCAGGAGCUUUGUUUACACACAAAACUACUGGCUCCAGUGAAUUGUCCAGUUGUUGACUUUCUCAUGAAAGCUCCUGAUCCUCCACCAGCUUUAAUUGUGAGGAACGCCAUACAAAUGCUCAAGGUCAGCAUAGGUACAGAUCUAGAUGGAACCGUAUUUGCUUCUGUGCUUUUGGUGUGGCAACAUCUGUUACUGAGUUUUGUGUUUCUUGAGACUGUUUAGUUACUUAAGGAUGCUUUGUGUUUUUGUUCUGUUUUCAUUUUUGUGAUGUUUUCAUGUUAAGGGAAAAGAAUGC